Molecule: messenger RNA, 1232 nt
Organism: Effrenium voratum
Lineage: Eukaryota; Dinophyceae; Suessiales; Symbiodiniaceae
Source: the annotation of a GenBank genome assembly
GAGUCUUGCUGCACAUCCCGUCCGUUGCAAGAAAGCCGGGCCCUCUUGGCCACGCGCCAUGUGUGGCCAGCGCCCGCAAACGGGAGCAGUGCUGAGGACCUCGAGCUCCUUCACACGCCAAACGUUCCAUGCGGCGCCUUCCUUGUCCAGGCCGUUGUCCUCCUCCUCAGCCGGCCGAGUAUCCCGGACCUGGUCCCACUCAGAUCUUCGGCGCCUAGAGGUGCUUGAGAAGAACACCAGGAGCAUGUUGGAGCAGGCAACAAACUCCAUGCGCUUGCCCUUCGUGCACGACGAUAGCAUGCGCACCCUGUCAAUCCCCUUGAAGUCACAAGACUUCGCCAGCUGCCGGAAGAAGCGGUCCACGGCGAUGCUGGAUGUGGCCGGCAUUGACACGGAGCUGAAAGAGGACAUGGAGAUGGUGGGGGAGGAGCUCCCCAUCGAGCAGGCCAUUGAGCGCAUCAAGGCCAUGCAGAUCAAGAGUAGCGACCCCAAGGCCAUGCUGGCGCUCUCAGGCAUUCUCGGGGAGCUGCAGGCGGGCGUUUGCCAGCUGCGGUUCCGCAAGGAUGGCUCUGUAGGCCGCUACGUGACCCUGCACGCCUUGCGGAUCCGGCGGCCAGAGGAUGACCACGUCCUCAUGCAGGUGGGCCGGUGGCGGCUAAGGAACGGCUUCGUGCCGAUGUGCGGGUAUCCUGGAAGCAAGCGGCCCUCUGCCAAAGACUUCAACAACUUCAUCGACUUCCUCAUUCGUGAGCUCAAGGGUGUGCUGGGCGGCCAGCCUUUGACCAAAACAGGGAGCACCACGGAUGUCUUCAAGGAGCAAUCGCCGCAGUUCGGCACCAUGACGACCUACCGGCGCAUGCUCCAGCAUGCGACCCUGCAGCCUCGUCAGAGGAAGAGCUUGAAGCUUGACCCAUCGGUGCAGAUAUUGAACCAGCUGGGCCCGCCCUGCCUCAUCCAGGGCAUUACGAUGGCCAGCUGCAGCGUCAUCGUGGUGCUGCGAAGUGCCAGUGAGGCAGAGGUCUAUGCCUGGCUGCCGCCGGCACUGGCGGAUAAGCUGGACGACAGCAACGAGACCAAGCAAGAGGUGAAAAACUGGGCGCUGCGGUUCAGUGAGCAGAUCUGUAGCUGGGCCGCCCGCCAGGGCUGAUGGGUUAGGGGGAAUUGUUGCACGUUGAAGGUAGCUGGCCCGGUUUUCCCAUCGGGCUUAAUCAUCCUACCCUGUGUUCCCCGCU